Messenger RNA from Penicillium maclennaniae, 657 nucleotides. Its product is annotated as PEX11 domain protein. Gene Ontology annotation, biological process: peroxisome fission; regulation of peroxisome size. Gene Ontology annotation, cellular component: peroxisomal membrane. NCBI's taxonomy places the organism in Eukaryota, Fungi, Ascomycota, Eurotiomycetes, Eurotiales, Aspergillaceae. Bases 1 to 657 code for a protein of 218 amino acids. The record is from RefSeq and is a predicted model, not a curated record. The transcript is spliced from 3 exons.
AUGAUUGCACACUUCAAUCGCUUUGUCAACAAUGGAUCUGGCCUGGAGAAGACCCUGCGCCUGAUCCAGUCUGUGGCGCAGAUCGUUGCGGUCUUUAGUGUCGGGAGCACCGCAGUGCGAUUGACGACCGUCAAGAUGCAAUUGGCCCUGACAAGGAGGUAUUUCCGCUUCUUUGGCUUCAUUGAGUCAUUUCAACGCGUGUCCGCGCUGCUAAGCAAGGAAGGAAUGGGUUCUGUGCCGGGCUGGAUUGAUCUGGCCAAGUGGACUUGUUUCGGUCUUUAUUUUGUGCUGGAAGAUUUGACUAUUGUAGUUGCAUACCAUGGGCGUCUAUAUUGUGCCUGGGAGGAACGUGUCAUGCGUGAGGCGAAUCAAUUCUGGUUCUACGCUCUGUCCUUCUCUCUCAUUGGCGCUGUUUACGCACUUCUCUCGCCUUCUCCAGCAUCUAAGUCGAAAGGGAAGAAAGGUCAGAAGGAUGAAAAGGUUACUGCGCCCACAGUCAAUACUUCGGCUUUGGUGAAACAAAUUGUGGUUGAAAGCUGUGAUCUGUUGAUUCCCGCGCAACUCUUGGGCUGGUAUCCCACCGGUGACUUGAUUGUGGGCAUGACUAUGGUUCUGAGCACACUGAUAACUGGCAAGGCCAUCUGGUCGCGGGUGUGA